CACUGCGCUCACUUGGAAGCCGCUGGAGCCCGAAACGUUAGUCAGGACUUUCAAGGUGGUGUUUUAUUUUUAUUUUUAUUUUUUUACACCUCCCAAAUUUAUUUACUUUCCCAUUGAAAGGAAAAAGCUUGCGCCUCAGGUCCUGUAGUUGUUCCAGUUCUUCACUCUCCUCUCCUCCAACUUUGUUGUGUGUUUUUGGUUUUUUUUUUUUUUUUGUGUGUGUGUGUUUGAAGUUGAUCGAUAUGAGUUGGGAUAGCUAUGUGUCCAGCCUCCUUGCCGACGGAGACUGCCAGGACGCGGCGAUCAUCGGCUACAAAGACGGGGUGUCCAUCUGGGCCAGCACCCCGGGUAAAACCCUGUGCAACGUGACGCCCGAGGAGAUCGCUGUGCUGACUGGGAAGGACAGGACAAGCUUCCUGACCAAUGGGCUGACCCUGGGGAAGGUCAAGUGCUCCGUCCUGAGAGACCGCCUUGACACGGAAGAGGAGUGGACCGUGGACCUGCGGACGAAGGCUCCGGGAGAGCCCACCUACAACAUCUCUGUUGCCAAGGCAGGCAAAGCUCUGGUAGCUGUGAUCGGCCACGAGGGUAAGCAUGGGGGGCUCAUGAACAAGAAAGUCUACGACAUGAUGAAGCACUUGAGAGCCUCUGGGUACUAACCCCGCCCCUCGACUUCCUCCUGCACCCUGAUUGGACUGGGACCACAAAACGGAACACGCCAAGAGAACCGCUGCUUUAUCUGGCCACGAGAACUAGUUUAGAAUAAAAAAUAAAUCUUUUUUUUUGUUUUUUUUUUGUAUUAAGUGUUCUAUAUAAUUUGACAGAAGCACUUAAACGGGAGAUAGUAUAUAAAAGCAUUGUGUCCUAGCCGUGUAUCGCCAUGUGUUGCAACUCUGUUUAAAAAGAAAUAGAACUUAACCUGAAAAAAGUCUUGUUUUUUGUGAUUUUAAAUUUCAUUUCUGACCAAGUAAUGUGGGAGGGAUCAACCUGUUUUUUAAGGCUGUCUCGAUUCCAGCAAGUCUUCGCUCCUGUGUACUGGCAUCGUGCUGUGGAGAACUGUAGGAGAGGAAAGGAGCCUCUGCUUCACAGAGUGGUGAGGGGGUGGGGUUAUUUAGCCAUGCUGCCGAAUUGCUGCAAUCCUUUUAGACCUCAAUUUAAACUCAUUAAAGUUUUAGUAAAAACUA
This is a messenger RNA of Polyodon spathula (Mississippi paddlefish), 1184 nucleotides long. RefSeq names its product profilin-1-like. NCBI's taxonomy places the organism in Eukaryota, Metazoa, Chordata, Actinopteri, Acipenseriformes, Polyodontidae. Gene Ontology annotation, molecular function: actin binding. Gene Ontology annotation, biological process: positive regulation of actin filament bundle assembly; regulation of actin filament polymerization; actin cytoskeleton organization. The transcript is spliced from 3 exons. The record is from RefSeq and is a predicted model, not a curated record. Gene Ontology annotation, cellular component: cytoplasm. Bases 243 to 659 code for a protein of 138 amino acids.